Meloidogyne enterolobii is the source of this 687-nucleotide messenger RNA. The record is from the annotation of a GenBank genome assembly. Lineage: Eukaryota; Metazoa; Nematoda; Chromadorea; Rhabditida; Meloidogynidae.
AUGCCUCGACCGUCGGCUAGACUCAAAAACAGCAACCCUAGUUAUUAUCCACCAAAAAAAAUUUUUUUUAAUUUUUUUCGUUUUUUAGGUAAAAGAGGGCAGGGGGGUGGUGUGGGAUAUAAUGUCUCCUCCCUUCCAUUUAUUUUUAAAAUUUUAUUUAAAAAAUAUAUAUAUUUUUUUUUUCAGAUUCAUUUUGUAUUUAUAUCCAAAGCUUUAACUAAAUAUUGGAUUUUUCUGGUUGUAAUUUGCCUUUUAUUCAACACUCCUUUAGCUUCCAGCAACAAUUUAUUUUCUAUUGGAUUUUUUAUUUUCUUUGUUUUUCUUUUGCUUAUAUUUCAGAUUUCGUUUCGCUUCUUCCGCAACACAAUAUUUGCUUUUUUAACAUUAUUAAUAAUUUAUUCUUCCCUUGUGCUCAUUUCAAUUUAUUGUUAUCAAUUUCCAAGUGUUCCUGAAUUUUUGAAUAAAUUAACUGGAUUAAAUUUAAAAUUGGCUGAAGAAAUUGGGUUACAAAAAUAUGAGGGAGAAGAUUUUGGAGUUUUAUUCUUUCGUUUAAUCAAAUUAAUUUCAUUAAUUAUCGUUACAAUGUUACAACUAAAAUUUUUUCAUCAUGCAUGGUCUAAACUUGUAAGAACUCCAAGUGAUAUUUCACAAGCAGAUAUUGAAAUUAUUGCUUGUAGUAGAGAAUGA